Messenger RNA from Lactuca virosa, 501 nucleotides. The record is from the annotation of a GenBank genome assembly. NCBI's taxonomy places the organism in Eukaryota, Viridiplantae, Streptophyta, Magnoliopsida, Asterales, Asteraceae.
AUGUAUUCCAAAGGAGGUUACGGAGGUCGAUCACCAGUCGGUUUUCCGUCUGCGGAUGAGCUUAUUGGAGAUCCGGUUGAUAGUAUGCCAAGAUUAGGAGGAGGUGAUAGCAUUUCUGUAACGAUUCGGUUUCGACCAUUAAGUGAACGAGAGUAUCAGAGAGGAGAUGAAGUUUCUUGGUAUGCCGAUGGAGAUAAGCUUGUUCGAAACGAGUACAAUCCAGUGACCUCCUAUGCAUUUGGUGUUACAUUUCUCUCUAAUAAGUUGGUUUAUAUGGAUGUAGUGUUUUCUUUAAAAAAAUUUGGAGAAGGAAAUUGGGGUGCUGCCACCAACCACCACCCUCCCACCUCUUCAACCGCCAUCGACAUGCAUGGUUCUAUCAAUUCAUGUUACUUCCAAAUGCCAAGCUCCAAGAACUUGCCAUCGAUACCACCAGGCGGACAACCGCCCAUGUCACCACAUUCAACAUUUUACCUGAUACACCUUGUGGCAAACCAAUGA